Lizanozyma spartinae is the source of this 936-nucleotide messenger RNA. RefSeq lists its product as uncharacterized. The coding region runs from base 1 to 936 and encodes 311 amino acids. NCBI's taxonomy places the organism in Eukaryota, Fungi, Ascomycota, Pichiomycetes, Serinales, Debaryomycetaceae. The transcript has a single exon. The record is from RefSeq and is a predicted model, not a curated record. Gene Ontology annotation, cellular component: cytoplasm; mRNA cleavage factor complex. Gene Ontology annotation, molecular function: RNA polymerase II complex binding; mRNA binding. Gene Ontology annotation, biological process: termination of RNA polymerase II transcription.
AUGAGUGAGCCGUUCGACGAGAACUACUACAAUCAUCUUCUUACUCUGCUUACCAUCAACUCGCGUGCAAUCAUCGCCGAGUUGACCAGUAUAGCGGAGACUCAUUUAGAUGAGCUGAGUACUAUAGUCAAACUUAUCGUUGGUAGAAUCCGACGGUGUUUACCUCUGUACAAAUUGUACCUGUUCUAUCUUAUUGAUUCGAUUGUGAAAAACGUCGGAUCCCCUUAUAAUGUGCUUUUCAGCUCUGAGUUGUUUGCUCUUUUUACUGAAACUUAUACCAUAGUCAAGGAUUCUGUUCGACAGGAUUUGAUCGAUUUAUUUAAAACCUGGGUCAACGCUCGUACGCAACUGGAUUCAGAAUUGUUUCCUUCGAGAGUAAUAGGGAGUAUAGAAAAGUUCAUCAUCAAGGCAACCACCAUACCUGUUUCUUCUGAUUCGUUACUACGGGAAGCCAAUUACUUACUACAAUAUGUGAUCAAAAUUGACUCUAUGGUAGAAGGUGAAAUAGAUGGCGAGUGGAAGGAAGACGACAAGAAUGAAAUACACCAGAUGCAAAUAGUGCGUAAUAAAAUGGUAUGGGAAAUCAAUGAGAUACACGAGAAACUAUUUAUUAGUCAACGAGACGAUAGAGAACGAGACGCUUCAAACGUAGCUGCAUUGAAUAUCACCAAUGCGAACAUACGAGAUGAAUUGGUAGAAAUCCGAAAGACAUUGGAUAAUCAUUUCCAUAAACAACAGGAACUACUUCGAAGAAAGGAAUCACAAGUGAUGGAGUCAAUUGACAAGUUAAACCGAAAGAUGGAGUUUUCUAUUGAUAAGGCAUGGUUCACAGCCAGCGAUGAUGUUGUUGUUAACUUCAUGGUAAGUUGGGGUCAUAGGAAGAGGGCAGAAGCUUUGGUUGAGGGUCCAAAGAAGAAGAAGGUACGUUUUGAAUGA